AUGGUUGGUCACCUGCAGCCGUUAUCAUUGGUAAUCAACAUUGCUCAGGCCACACACUGUCAUCUCAACAAAGUUUUAAUCAUUUUCAGCUUUCUAAUAUCAAAAUAUAUUGUGCAACAAGGGAAGGCUUCAUCAGCUAUCAUUAAUUCUCUUGAAAAGCACUGGAGCAAAUGCAAUCAAGAUGUGUUUCUAGCUGCAGUUGUUUUGAACUCCUUUUACAAGAUCAAGCCCUUUGCUUGCCUUUGCAAAUUUACCAAUGCAGGACUCAUGACACUAUUUGUCAAGUUAUGGGGUUGA
Molecule: messenger RNA, 297 nt
Organism: Suillus fuscotomentosus
Lineage: Eukaryota; Fungi; Basidiomycota; Agaricomycetes; Boletales; Suillaceae
Exons: 2
Coding region: 1-297 (98 amino acids)
Source: RefSeq, a predicted model, not a curated record